AUGAGGAAGUCAUGGCAGCAGGAACACGGGGCAGCUGAUCAGAUUGCAUCUGCACUCAAGAAGGAGAAGGAAAAAAAAGUUUCUAAAAAGCAGACAGAAGUGGUAUGUGGGGUAACAUAUGAUGGGCAUACCCAGGUGGUCUAGAAAGCCUUCAGAAGCCACACCCUGGUUUUGACGACCCAGCUAGGGAAGAUGGGUACUUGGGUCUCUUUGGAGCCCAGCAUUAUGUCCAAAGAUGGCAGCAAGCCAAUGUUCACCACAAAAGCCUUCUUGGGUAACAUGAGCACCCUCCCCAUCCAUGUCUUUGCAAAGAACCGGGCUUAAGAAGUAGGAAGUAGAGCUUCCCUUCAGGCUGUGGCUGAAAAGGACAAGAACACAGAGAAGCUGAAGGCCUUGAAGGGGGUAAUUAUGCUGUGUCAGGUGUGGUGA
Molecule: messenger RNA, 429 nt
Organism: Onychomys torridus (southern grasshopper mouse)
Lineage: Eukaryota; Metazoa; Chordata; Mammalia; Rodentia; Cricetidae
Gene: Psmg3
Product: proteasome assembly chaperone 3
Biological process (GO): proteasome assembly
Source: RefSeq, a predicted model, not a curated record